Molecule: messenger RNA, 2764 nt
Organism: Hydractinia symbiolongicarpus
Lineage: Eukaryota; Metazoa; Cnidaria; Hydrozoa; Anthoathecata; Hydractiniidae
Product: dnaJ homolog subfamily C member 10-like
Exons: 22
Coding region: 6-2459 (817 amino acids)
Source: RefSeq, a predicted model, not a curated record
GCUACAUGUCUAAUUUAGAAUCUGCGAAGUUUCAACACGAAAACUUGACUGAUUUUUGUACAUUCUAUUUAUUUUAUUUAUUCAUCAGGCAAGGUGAUACAAUAAUGAUUUUUCAACGAACUUUUAUAUUAAUAUUUGUAUUUAUCUUUGUCAAUUUUGUUUACACAAAAGACUUUUAUGAGUUACUUGGUGUGUCACAGGAUGCAACAAAAUCAGAAAUACGAAAAGCUUUUAAAAAACUUGCUCUGGAAAAGCAUCCAGAUAAAAACAAAGAAGACAAAUCUGCUCAUGAGGUUUUCACAGAGAUUAACAAAGCAUACGAAGUUCUAAAAGAUGAUGAACUACGAAAAAAAUAUGAUGUUUAUGGUGAAGAAGGAUUAAAAGAUAAUCAUUUUUCAAAUCAGUAUCAAAGUUGGAGUUAUUAUAACGAACAAUUUGGCAUUUAUGAUGAUGACCCUGAAAUCAUCACUUUAAGUCAGUCGGAUUUCGAGCAAUCAGUUAUUGGGUCUGAAGAUGUUUGGUUUAUUAACUUUUAUUCUCCUUAUUGUUCUCAUUGUCACACUCUUGCACCAACAUGGAGAGAAAUUGCAAAAGAACUGAAUGGUGUCAUACGCAUUGGUGCAGUUAAUUGUCACGAUGACUGGAUGUUAUGCAACAUGCAACAAAUACGAAGUUAUCCAUCAUUAGUAUUAUACCCAACAGGGGAAUACUACUAUGGUGAACACGAGAAAGAAAAAAUGAUUUCGUAUAUACUUGGUCGAUUAGAUGUUGAGGUGACAGAUAUAACUUAUGACAUGUUAAAAGAUCGAAUACCAACAAGUGAUCUUCCAUGGGUGAUAUCUUUCUGUGAAGCUGAUAGAGACUGUGUUUCGGACAGAACCUUACUAAAGCUAUCAGCAAUGUUGGAAAAUCUGGCACACGUAGGACGAGCAGAUUGUGAAGUGAAUCCUCUUGUUUGCAAGGACUUCUUCCAAACCACUAGCGUUCAAUUUUAUUCUGUUGGUCAAAUCAAUGGCAGAGGUGGAAAGUUGAUUCCAAGUUUGGAGACAAGUGAGAUUAUGGAAGAAGUUCUGAAGUUGUUGCCAGAACCAUUUGUGAUCAAUGAUGAUUUGUUUCAGGGAGUACGUCGAAAUAUAUCAGAGGGGAAAAGCGAGCCAUGGUUGUUUAUUUUCUUAUCUGGACAUGAGCUGGAUUUGGAAUUGCGAAAAAUAACUGCUUUGAUACCUGAAAUCAAUAUUGCAAGUGCUGAUUGUAAAGAAGUGAAAGAUUUUUGUCAUAGAUUUCACGUCACCAAAUAUCCAACCGUAGUCCUCUACAAGAAAGAAGGUUAUGAAUAUCAUCAUGGUCGAUAUAAUGCGCAUGAUAUCGCUAAUUUUGCGAGGGAAAGCGUAAUUUCGAAUGUACGCGUUCUUGGUCCUGAAGACUUCCCCAAAGUUAUUGAGAAAGGAGACAACUGGUUCAUUGAUUUCUUUGCACCGUGGUGUCCACCUUGUAUGAAACUCCUCCCCGAAUGGCGAAAGGCUGGAAAACAAAUUGGCGGUACUAUGGCACAAUUUGGAACCGUUGAUUGUACCAUACAUAAAGGAUUGUGCCAGCAGUACAACGUUCGCUCCUACCCCACCAUCAUCUUUUACAACCAAAGUACUCCUCACUUGUUUAGUGGUGGAAGUCGUACUGCUGAACAGAUCAUCGCAUUUGCUGAGGAUAUUUUAAAUCCACCUGUGGUAAUAUUAACACCUGAAACUUUCGAAUCACUUGUUAACAAGAAAUCCGUCGGCGAAACCUGGUUGGUUGAUUUCUACGCCCCAUGGUGUGGUCCGUGCAUGGAGUUAGCACCCACGUACAGACAACUUGCGAAGAAACUCAAAGGAGAUGCUGUACUGGGUCAGAUAGAUUGUCAGCAAUUUAGUUACUUUUGCAAUGUACAAGGAAUUAACUCCUACCCAACAAUUCGUUUAUAUCCUUAUCAUGGCGAAGGAGCUUCGUACUACAUACCACACCAGGGAUGGAGAGACUUACAUUCUUUACACACGUGGGUAUUUCAGUACUUCCCCACAAUGGUUGAAGAUUUAGAUGAAACAAGGUUUUACGAAGAAGUGAUCGAUGGUGAAGAUCCGUGGCUUGUGGAUUUCUACGCUCCAUGGUGUGGACAUUGUCACUCCUUUGCACCGCACUUUUCGAAGUUAGCAAAGCGUUUACAAGGAACUAUUCGAGCUGGUAAAGUCAACUGUGAUAAUGAUCAUCAUAUAUGUCGUCAAGUCAGAAUACGUGCAUACCCUACCGUUAAAUUUUAUCCUGGAACUAUAUCUGAUGGAAUGAGUCAGACGAUCACUGGUAUCAGUAUGAAUACACUGGACACAGAAUACCUCUACUCGAAUUCUAUUCAACUGCUUGAGAAUCAUUUAGCCGAAAAAGAGAGAGAAAACAGUCAGAAGAAUAUCGAACACGAUGAAUUUUAAAACCAAUUUUAGCAAUUCGCUUCACCAGAAGUCUUAACUAUUCUAAUUUCGCUGAAUGGGUCUCUUUGCUAAAUACUUGCUCACUGGACGCAGAAGUUCAAAAAGCUUUCAACAAAUGCGACAACAGCACGAAAAUUAUAUAUACAUAUAUGCGAUAUGUGUGUGUUAAUAACAAUAACAUCCCUGUGUGAACUUUUAAAGCUUCGUGUAUUUUAGAUAUAUUUUAUCUGCGAUUUUUUUUCUUUUAAAGAAUAAAUAUAAUAUGUAAUCUAGAUUUAUAACGUAAAAAUUAUUUGUGUUUUAAA